GCCCGCCAUGGAGGGUUUCCGCGAGGUUCCGGAUGUUCCGGUGAAGUAAUGUUGGAGAUAAAACCACUCGUCAUUGAGUAGUUAUAUGCAGUGACACUUUCGUUCCUAACGCGGUUGUGUGUUGGUUUUCGUUUUAUUGUGUUAAUGCGUGGAUUGCGAGGGAGGACGCUGUUCUACUGCUUUGCCCUGGCCGAAAGCUAAGGACUUUUGCAUUGCGAUCUCUGCUGCUGCUGCGUAUGGCCUCCGCUCCCCUGAAACAGAGGCUCUUCCGGGUACUUCUCCUUCUCCUGUCGCUGUUCCCCACUCUACUCCAUGGUCAACUUCUCACUACGACGGCGCUGGUCGGGGAGGACGUCACUCUGUCGUACGACCCGGAGCUGUCCACAGACCUGACUGAGACGGCAGUGAAAUGCUACACGGACAAAAUGCUCAAUGACUUUGUCUUUUACAAGGACAAACCUCCCCUCAGUCCCCUGGACAGUGAAUCACUACUGAAUCCCGCGUACAGAGGGAGAACGAACCUGUCAGCCGAAGACCUGAAGAGAGGAAUCAUCUCCCUCAGACUGUACAACGUCACACGGGCCGAUGAAGGGAACUACACCUUCGUGUUGCCCUCCUUAAUAUACAAGAUCCAGCUUCUCAUAGGUGCCGUGUCCUCCGCUACCAUCACCCCGGAGGAACGCCACGACUGCAGCGGUCUGGUGCUGAGGUGUGACUCCGUGGGCUGGUACCCCCGCCCACAGCUCUCCUGGUGGACCGAUGGAGGCCGCCUCCUGCCUGCUGUCACCAUGAACCCCACCCGGGACCCCACCGGCCUGUACACCAUCAGCAGCACCGUGGAGGUGGAGAGCAGCCAGGGAGCCGGGAACUACAGCUGUAGAGUUCACCAGGAACGGUUCAACCAGACCAGGGAGGCGGAGAUAGCCAUUCAGGAGGACCAGUUCCCGUCCUGCUCUAGUCCCUACUUGUGGUUCGCUGUCCUGGCGAUCCCUAUCGGUGCCUCUGUCUUGGUGGUGAUCGCCAAAAAAAUAAUCCAAAUCUUCUGAACCGGCCGUGGCCGUCGAACAACUCGGGCCUGUUGAAGACGCUAUCACACUAGUGUAAGGGUGUUUUUUUUGGUGUCAUAUUUUGCACUUUUAUUACUCCAUAAUGAAUUUAAUUUAACUCUAUCAAUCAAUGUGCUAUUUACUUUGUAGCGUACCCUUUUGAGGUUUUAAAGGUUGUAUCAGCGAUGCUAGGCCAAAACAUAAAUGAUCACGUUCAUCUGAUCUCCCCUCACGAUCCGCUAGCUGCCUGCCCCAUAAGCAGGCCGUCAAAAAAACGCGUCUCUGUAGGCAGCCUGUGCUCCGAGAUGUACACAAAAAUAAAUAGUUUCACCAACCAUUCAAAACCAAAAUAAAUAGUAUUCCAACCAAUCACCGACAAGGGGUGGGUGUUGUGGGGUUUUGCGCUGCGUUCAUGAUAGUUUUUACUGGAUGCACGAAACACGGAAGGGAGGGGCGAGCUGGCUCUGUUUGUUUGGGAAGAGACGUCCCCCAACAUCGCUGAUACAACCUUUAACCAAGUAUUUAUGCUUUCAUGAAGCUCCUUGUAAUAAGCUUACAACGCUACCAAAAAACCCUCAAAUCCCUGGGUGGCUGUUUUCAGUGUUGGUAUGUCCGAUGGUUUCUCCCAGAGUACUGCUGUUGGCCCGUGUACAUGAAACUGUUUAGGGCCGCAAUAUACAGUCAUUUUAACUUAACCUUUUAUUUUUUAGGCUAAUGCGUUCUUUUAAAUCAUGUUUUCAUUGAUUCAUGCAUCGUUUUUGAAAGCCAGUUUUAUUUGAUUUUAUGACAUGUUUACGUGUGAAGCACAUGUGUAUGAAAUGAUACUUGAAGGCCAGACUGGUCAACACUGCACCAUCAUUAAACACCACAAAUCACCGUCAGCAUGUCAAAAAUCACAGCCCCGUUUUGAAGUAUUUGAAGAGUUUACCGUUUGUAAUCUGAAUCUGACUUUUUAAAAGAUCGCGCUGCUCAGUUUACAAAUAUAGCAGACAAACUAAGCCUGCUUUCAAUGGUAAACGCAUUGAUUCAAUAAAACUGU
Gadus chalcogrammus (walleye pollock) is the source of this 2085-nucleotide messenger RNA. RefSeq names its product butyrophilin subfamily 3 member A1-like. The transcript is spliced from 6 exons. The record is from RefSeq and is a predicted model, not a curated record. The coding region runs from base 237 to 1046 and encodes 269 amino acids. NCBI's taxonomy places the organism in Eukaryota, Metazoa, Chordata, Actinopteri, Gadiformes, Gadidae.